UGUAUUAACCCCGUCUAAAAAGUCAGCCUUCCGGUUAUUAUUUUUUCGCCGAAAAUCAAAAUUUUGAUGGUUUUUCUCAAGAAAAAUACGCAAGAUCAUAUUAGACUGCAUCCUUUACAUUAUACAUGAUAUUGUCGUUGAAUCAUUCUUCCAAGCAUAACAGGAUAGAAAUUAAAUAAGUAUUCAAACCAAAACAUCGAGGCUUUUCAGAAUUUUGACAGCUUGACCCUUUGUGCGGAUCCUUACCAGCUUACGGCGGAUUUUCUUGUUGUAUCGUUUUUUCCCCCAAAAAAAGAAUUUCGAAUUAUACUGAAGCAAAUGUUUACGAUUACAUAAUUUAUGCCCUGAGUUUUGUUCCCUUCAUGUUCUCAUUUUUGACAUAAACAUGUGACUUGAAUUUCAAACUGAAAUUAAACAUCUUCAAGGAAGUGUGUUGUUUAUUGUACUUAAAUAUUGUAAUACUGAAGGUGCUUUUGUAUGGAUAAUAAGAUCAAAUUCAAAGGAGGAGUGAUUUUACUUUGAACUGUUGAAGGCUUUAGUUUAGAACAAAAACAAGGGCGCAAAAACAAUGUGGCAUUUACCGGCAUAAUAUUGAAGGCCAUCUAACUUUACUGUCGGCAGUUCAUAGCUGUAAGUCAGCUUUGAUAAACUGAGAUAUAAAUAUGGGUAAUAAAUACAGUUGUUGCGGCUAUAAAAGCUCUAAAAGGAAGAAUAGGGAGGAGUCGUAUCAACCUGCUAGACAUUCUAGUCAACAAGAAGAGUCUUCUCAUGCAGCUAUUCAGCAGAGUUAUUCCUCUUUACCAGGGGUGCCUCAUAUCAGUGAUCGUGAAAACCUACCUGAAGAUAACAUAGGAGAUCCUUCAAACAAUCCCUUAGAAAAGACCAUGUUUUACAGGCGGUCACAGAUAGAGAUUAACAAAAACAAUAAGAAAAGAAGAAGAAGUCAGUAUGAUGACCAUGUCCAUGUGUUGUCGCAGAUAAAUGGGUGCCCAUAUGGCAAGCUGAAAAAGUACAGCUCUUGUUCGACUAUAUAUAUAGACGAUUCGACGGUCAGUCAACCAAAUCUGAAAAAUACAAUCAAGGCUGUGACAUUAGCCGUCUACUUUCAUAUAAAGAAUCGCGAGAGUAAAUUUAACGUGAGGACACUGGAGAUAUUUGACGAGAAACUGCAUCCACUCUCAGUAAGUAAACAUUUGUUCUGGAAAUGAAAAAUGGGAAAAGAA
Messenger RNA from Ruditapes philippinarum (Manila clam), 1223 nucleotides. Its product is annotated as cyclin-Y-like. Gene Ontology annotation, biological process: regulation of protein kinase activity; regulation of canonical Wnt signaling pathway. NCBI's taxonomy places the organism in Eukaryota, Metazoa, Mollusca, Bivalvia, Venerida, Veneridae. Gene Ontology annotation, cellular component: plasma membrane. The coding region runs from base 663 to 1208 and encodes 181 amino acids. The record is from RefSeq and is a predicted model, not a curated record. Gene Ontology annotation, molecular function: cyclin-dependent protein serine/threonine kinase activator activity. The transcript is spliced from 4 exons.